Messenger RNA from Danio aesculapii, 720 nucleotides. RefSeq names its product ribonuclease inhibitor-like. The record is from RefSeq and is a predicted model, not a curated record. Gene Ontology annotation, molecular function: protein binding. The coding region runs from base 1 to 720 and encodes 239 amino acids. The transcript has 5 exons. Lineage: Eukaryota; Metazoa; Chordata; Actinopteri; Cypriniformes; Danionidae.
AUGGGGACUCUAUACUAUCAUCUGAGUUACUGCAGUAUUACAGAGGAACAGUGUGUGGUCCUGACUUCUGCUCUGAACUCAAACCCAUCACACCUGAGAGAACUAAACCUCAGAGGGAAUAAACUAGGAGACUCUGGAGUGAAAAACCUCAGUGAUUUACCGAUGAAGCCACAAUUCAAGCUGGAGAAACUACAUCUGCGCUAUUGCAGUAUUACAGAGGAACAGUGUAAGCUCCUGACUUCAGCUCUGAAAUCAAACCCAUCACACCUGAGAGAACUGGACAUCAGUGAGAAUAAAAUAAGAAACACAGGAGUGAAUCUCUUAUGUGACGUACUGAAGGAUUCACACUGUAAACUGGAGACACUGAGGUUAAGCUGCUGUUCUCUGACAGAUGAAGGUUGUUCUGCUGUGACUUCAGCUCUGAACUUAAACCCAUCACAUCUGAGAGAACUGAACCUCAGCGGGAAUAAUCUAGGAGACUCUGGAGUAAAAAACCUCAGUGAUUUACUGAUGAAGCCACAAUUCAAGCUGGAAAUUUUAGAUCUGUAUAAUUGCAGUAUCACAGUGGAUCAGUGUGUGAUCCUGACUUCAGCUCUGAAAUCAAACCCAUCACACCUGAGAGAACUGGACCUCAGUGAGAAUCAAAUAAGAAACACAGGAGUGAAUCUCUUAUGUGACGUACUGAAGGAUUCACACUGUAAACUGGAAACACUUAGAUGA